AAGCCCAUAACCCGAAUUAUCAGUUUGCUGUUCAAUCCUUUCCCGUUCGUUCGCAAUCCCCUUUUAUCCAAAACCCAAAAUUUCCCGAUAACCAUUUCUUCUCCCUUCCUCCCAUUCUAAGCUCGCUCGAUCCGCAACAAUGGCGGCAACGACGCUAACACUAUCCUCCUCAUCCUCCUCUAUCUCACUCCACAAUCCAACUCCCCGUUUCUUCCUCCUAAACAAGCCCGCCAGCAGUAAGCUCUUCCUCUCUUCCUUAUCCCGCCUCUCCCUCUCCUCCACCGCCACAGCGACGAUUACCGUUCCCCGGUCCAAUCCCGGCGAAAUCGACACUUCCUUCUUCGACGACGAAUUCGAAUCCGAGGAGGAAAUCGUGUUCGACCCGCCAACCCCGCCGGAAGGGUUCAUCGCGCCGCCGUACUUUGACGAGGGCCCGCCGGAGACCGAGGAUGAAAUCGCCGCCGCGUACGAGGAGCUCUACGGGCCUGCGUACAGCGGGGAGAGCUAUCUGGGCAAGGACAUUUACGUAAUGGAUUCGAAGGCGAAGAAGAUGACGGCGUUUGGGAAGGUGAAGAAGGAUAAGAUUAGAGACGGGUUCGAGGAGAGAGUGAUUCAGGUGAGGAGAGUGACGAAAGUGGUGAAAGGAGGGAAGCAAUUGCACUUCAGGGCGAUUGUGGUGGUUGGGGAUAAGCAAGGGCAAGUUGGGGUUGGCGUUGGGAAGGCUAAGGAAGUGAUUGGCGCUGUGCAGAAAUCCGCCAUUAACGCCAGGAGGAACAUCAUCACUGUGCCUUUGACCAAAUACUCCACUUUCCCUCACAGUUAUGCUGCGGAUUUGAGAGCCUUCGAUAGGAGUACAGUGUCUGUCAUAUCAGCUAACAUAAUGGCAAAUGCUGAUGGAGGAAAUGCAAAUGUGGACAAAUCCGAUGGGAAGUACGGAGCAGCAAAUGUGAUGCUAAGGCCGGCCUCUCCCGGUACUGGAGUCAUCGCAGGAGGUGCUGUCAGAAUCGUGCUCGAAAUGGCUGGUGUGGAGAAUGCAUUGGGAAAGCAGCUUGGAAGUAACAACGCCCUCAACAACGCUAGAGCCACUGUCGUUGCAGUGCAGAAAAUGAGACAGUUCAGGGACGUUGCUCGUGAGCGUGGUAUUCCAAUGGAGGAGCUGUGGAAAUGAAGACCAGACUGUAAUUUCAUUUGUAUCAUUUGGAUUUUGUGCAGAGAGAACAUUUGAUUUCCAUGUGUUUUUGUACUUUGGGCGGCUGAAAAUCUGUACUGAAAAAAGCACCAUUUCAUUUCCUUCUCUUGCUCCAAGAGAAAAAAGAAGAGUUAGAUAUUGGUGUUUCUAGUCCUUGUAACAGAGCCAACAGAUACGUCUCUAUAUUAUGAUUUUUUCUCAAUAGUCCCAAUACUGGGCAAACUGUUAACACUUAACAGUGAAUUAUUCAACAAGAAUCCA
Messenger RNA from Linum tenue, 1450 nucleotides. The record is from the annotation of a GenBank genome assembly. NCBI's taxonomy places the organism in Eukaryota, Viridiplantae, Streptophyta, Magnoliopsida, Malpighiales, Linaceae.